AUGACACAUAGAAAGAUAUCUAUAAGUAAUUCAGAAAACAUUCUGAGUAACAAGUCAAACGACAAAUUUACAGGUCGUCAUAGAAGUUCAACAUUAUUUCCAUUACCAUCCUGGCAUGAUCACAAAGAAAAUGACGAACAUAAGAUAAAUGAUUUAUCACGGGCUUAUAGCGUCUCCUCUGAAAUUAUACCUCAAACAUUGACUCAUCCAGAUGAAGAUGUUUUAUCUAUUAAGAAUGUGAAAUCUUCAGCAGAUCUACAUCCAUCAAGGUGGUCUCAUGUUGGGUUUCAAUCAAUCUUUCAAGGGCAAAAUUUCAAGAAAUCUUCAAGUAGUAUCAACUCUGAAAAUUCGUUGGAAGAGAAAUUCCCGUUUACAAAUCUACAAAAUUCUGAUUCCUUUGAUAGGAGAAGUAGAUUGAGUGAAGAUAAAAUCAUAGAAGAGAAUGAUGACGACUUAUCUGAUGACAGUUUAUUUACGACGCUAUCAGGUCGAAAAGAGAGAAGAACAAGAGACAGCGGAUCUGUAUUAAAUAAUUCGAUCUCAGAUACUAAGAGCGCCAGUAGUAAAGAUAAAGUUACCAGGCUUUUUAAGACAAAUACAAAUAAAAGUAAUUCUAGUUUACCUAAUUCAUUAACAAACUCAUUGAUUCCAAAGAAGAAGAACCAAUUUUUAAAUGUUACUAGAAAAUUAUUUCAUCCAAAGAACUCAAGGCAUAUUAAAGAUAGUGCCGACCCUGCUAUUCCAAACCCUUGGAGUCAAUUUUUGCAUUCAUCAUAUAUAAAACACAGAUCACCUGUCCAAUUCAUUCAUAAUACGACAGGUGGUAUAAUGGAUUCUGGUAGAUCUGUUUAUUCAUUCAAUCCUUCAGUUCCAAAUAACACAAAUGACGUGGCAUUAGCGAUCACCCAACUAGAAGAUACCUUUGAUUCUGCAAAUAUUGCAAUCUUACAUGAUCUAUUAAAGACAUUACCAUCUUUAGAGGAAAAUUAUAAAAAUUUCUCUACUCGUGAAUUGCAAGUACUAUCAGGGAAUGUAUGGGGGAUAUAUUGUUCUAUUGUUGUUGAGUUAUUCAAAAACCAACAUAUAUGGGAACUUCCUGCCAAAAUAGAGGAUAUAAACAAACUUUUCGAAUUCUAUACAGUUCUGAAGACAGAAUCUAAAGUAGCUGCAAAUCACAGUAAAUUCAUUAAUGAAAUAGAGGAUUUUAUUACAACAUCAUUAUUUGUUUUUGAGAACCAGAUCGUCUUUAAUUAUACAAAUGAAAAUGCGAUGAAUACUGCCUUAAAACGACUGGGUAUCAUAUGGCAAGUAUUCUAUCAACAAGUUUAUCGUGACGUUGUUACAGUUUUAUUACCCUUGGAAGAAAGUUUCAGAAGUAACCCUAAAUACUGGUCGGAUAGUGUUUAUAUGGGUGAGUAUGUAGAAAAUAUGUUGAGUGUCGAUUAUUUGCUACUGAAAUGUUUUCGUAAUUCCAUUGUUCUUCCAUAUUAUCAAAACUUUGUUCACAGUCAUGAUGGUGCAAGUAAUAGUUUUAGAAACUAUAUUUUAAACGAGGAAGAUGAAAAUGAUGUUACGGAGAUGGAUAAAUUGACUUUAUUGCAAUGCUUCGGUAUUUUAUCAACUAUUCAGAGUAACGAUAGAUCUCAACAGAUUAUAGAGGAGUUACUAGGGGGGGUACGUAUGAGUAUAUAG
This is a messenger RNA of Maudiozyma barnettii, 1692 nucleotides long. It is a transcript of the gene BIT2, whose product is annotated as Bit2p. Gene Ontology annotation, biological process: TORC2 signaling. The record is from RefSeq and is a predicted model, not a curated record. The coding region runs from base 1 to 1692 and encodes 563 amino acids. The transcript has a single exon. Lineage: Eukaryota; Fungi; Ascomycota; Saccharomycetes; Saccharomycetales; Saccharomycetaceae. Gene Ontology annotation, cellular component: TORC2 complex.